CUGUUUGUAGUACCUGCGUAUAGUAGGGGCCGUGUGAUAGUAAAAGCGGUUGGAAAGUGCAUUCAUACGGGAAAUCGUCGUUCUAAAAAGUUUAUCUCACGUUCUAUAUAGUUUACAAUCUUUUGUACAAUUGUCGUACGAACGGAUUCGAGGUUUGAAAAUUGAAGCCAUUUUCAGAUACUCGAGUACCUUUUGGUAGUAUUUACGUGUCAUGUAGUGAUCGUGAUGUUAUGUGUGCUACAUAGAAGUGAUAGAGAACUUAUAUUUCAUACAAGACUGCAUUUCAACUAAGUAUAAGCCUACGGAGUUCACAAUGACUUUGGAUUAUUGUGAUCCAUUUUCCACCUGCUAAUCGAAAGGCGAUGAAAAGAACGCAACAAACAUGGAUGGUGUGAAGAAAAUUCAUUCGGGAACACUAUACCGUAACGGACCGGUGGACGGCGCCUACGGUCAGCAGCACAGCCCGGUGUCGCGAUCGGACGCGUCCACCGAGGACGCGGAGCUGUCCGCUGCGCUUGCGCAUCAGCAUCAUCUAGCUAUGCAGGCGGGCGAGUACCCAGUGGGUGGCGGCGUAGAGGCGGAAUACAGCCAAUAUGUGUCAUCACCCGCUGCGCAUUAUAAUCAUAUGGGACACCUUACUAUGGCGCCCUCACAGAAGUACCCACACGUUAUGGAAGCAGUGUCAGUUGGCAGUGGCUAUGGUGGUGUCGUUGGCGGCGCAAGCGCAGGCCACUACGGCACAUACGCGCAUUACGGCGCUGCCUAUCCUGCACAGCCCUACCUCGUUGACCCCCAAAUGCCGGCUUACAUGACUCAGGAGUACGUAGAAGGUGGUGGUAGUGCAUCUCCUCGAAGCGCGUCUCCAGGUGCCCUUCCUCCCCAGCACAAUUUACAUCUGCAACAAAGAUACGAUUCAUCGUCGCUAGAGCAGUUAGGCCGCCAUUACUGUGUGACGUCACCGCGUGGCGAGUACGCAGCGGAUGCGUAUACGUACCAACAUUACCAGCCUGCUAUCGACCCUCAACAUCACACGGCGCAGCCAUUUAAGGAUUCACAAAACGGGUUAAGCUUAGGAAGCACUGGUGGACAGUCGUUGUAUGGAGACGAAGAGGAAUUACAGAAACAAAUGGCAAAUAUGGCUUUAGUCCAUGGUGGAGUGAGUCGCGAAGAGGGCGGAGGUCUGCAAUGGAGAGACCCUAAUUUGCCAGAGGUCAUCGGGUUCCUCAAUUCGCCGUCAGAUGUCGUUAAAGCUAAUGCCGCUGCCUACCUGCAACAUCUCACAUAUAUGGACGAUCCCAAUAAACAGAAAACUAGGAGCUUAGGUGGAAUACCUCCCCUAGUGCGACUAGUGACUCAUGAGAAUCCAGAGGUGUCGAGAAAUGCGUGUGGUGCGCUUCGUAAUCUCUCUUACGGCAGACAAAACGAUGAGAACAAAAGGGCCAUACGGGACGCGGGAGGAAUUCCAGCACUUAUGACUCUGCUUUGCAGGACUUCGGAUAUGGAAGUUAAAGAUUUAGUGACGGGUGUAAUUUGGAAUAUGUCCUCGUGUGAAGAUCUAAAGCAGUCGAUUAUAGAUGACGCAGCUCAAGUUAUAUUUAAUAAAGUUAUCCUUCUCCAUUCUGGUUGGCAUCCCACAAACCCUGGUGAAACGUAUUGGUCUAUUAUAUUCCGUAACGCGUCCGGUACGCUCCGCAACGCAUCGUCAGCGGGCGAGUACGCACGGCGACGACUGCGUUCGUUGCCUGGUCUCGCGGAAGCUCUGCUACACACAGUGCGUACGGCUCUUAACGUCAAUGCCAUCGGUACUAAGGUGGUUGAGAACUGCGUUUGUGUGCUGCGAAAUUUGUCUUAUCGAUGUCAAGAAAUAGAAGACCCGUUGUACGAUACUCGAGCCCCACCCACCCAGAGUACGGGACAGGCGCGGAUACAAGCUAGUGCUUCAAAAGUUUGUUUCAUCUUAGGAGAGAAUCUAGGCUGUUUCGGUGGUAGCAAGAAAAAGAAAGAGGGUUCUUCUUCGAACUCCACCAGUCCUUUAGGGAAGAACGAUGCGGAUUCACAGCCAUUGGAGACGGGGAACUCUUUGGGAUAUACUGUUCCAAAGGGUACAGAAAUGCUGUGGUCACCCGAGGUGGUUCCACUUUACAUGGCACUACUGCAGACGUGUUCUAACCCCGAAACUCUCGAAGCGGCUGCCGGCGCUUUACAGAACUUGGCAGCAUGUUACUGGCAACCCUCCAUUGACAUUAGGGCUGCGGUGAGAAAGGAGAAAGGUUUACCAAUCCUAGUAGAACUACUCCGUAUGGAAGUAGAUCGCGUCGUAUGCGCUGUUGCGACCGCACUGCGGAAUCUGGCCAUCGACCAGAGGAAUAAGGAGUUGAUUGGGAAAUAUGCAAUGCGAGAUCUCGUUCAGAAGUUGCCUAGUGGGAACCAACAACAUGAUCAGGGUACCUCCGACGACACGAUAGCAGCAGUGUUAGCGACCCUCAACGAGGUGAUAAAGAAGAGCGCGGAGUUCUCUCGUUCUCUUCUUGAAGCGGGUGGGGUUGAGCGGCUGCUUAACCUCACGAAGCAGCGGCACAGACAUACGCCCAGGGUGCUUAAAUUUGCGGGCCAAGUACUCAUGACAAUGUGGUCUCACGCGGAGUUACGCGAGGUAUACCGUAAACACGGUUGGCGUGAAGCCGAUUUUCUUACUCCGGCUCGGGCCGCCCAACCAACGAGGAAUUCCAGUACUAGCGGUCAAGGCACGCCGUCGUCAGGCACAGCGGGGGCGCCACAUUCGCCUAGCAACGCUAACAGCACGCUCAGUCGGCCUAUGGCUUCCACGGGGGGCACACGUUACGAGGACCGCACGAUACGCAGGCAUCGAGAGAACGAGGAUAUGCCUCCAAUGGACGCGAAUAAUUAUGCAGAUGGACUAGGCAUGGGAAACCCAAACGGUCGGCCGAUGAAUCUUCAAGGUGUUCAGGCACAGAUGCCCCCUCCUAGCACACGUUGAGUUACCGAUGAAUGUUAAUGAUUUUCCACAGUAAAAGCUUUUUUUGAUAACUUGUGUCAAUCAAUUUCUUUUGAAUGUGCAUUUAAACCCAGUUCGAGACUUUAGGGUCUAUAAAAUAUGUUUUUUGAGGUGAUAACCCCAUAAAAACUUAAUCACUCUGCUCUCUUUUAACUCAAGUACUCUUUGUCUCUUUCUUUCAAAGUGUGUACGUAGUGGGGAAAAGAGACAGAUGAUUAAAAUGCGUUUGGUCUGAUUUGUUGGUGGCGUUUUUGGAACAUUCCAUGUAGAAAGUUGAAUAUGAAAAUUCGACGAAUGCAGACGUAUUUUAUAGGCCAUAAAGCUGCUUUUGGAAUAUCAAACUUUUUACAUUCUCAGACAAUAGGUAAACGAAAAGACAUUUAAUCGAUUUGUGUAAUUUUGGUACUUGUAGUACGUAUUGGUAACGCAUUUAUAUUCGAUAAACGUAAGAUAUGAUGUAAUCAUUAAUUACCAUUUACAGUGCAAAUGUUUAAUUAAUUUUUUAUAUGAAUUUUGUUCGGGAGUUUCGAUUCAGCUGUUUCAUGUCAAUUCCCCUGUAUAUAAUCGUGCCAUUUUUGACAUAAGGGGUUUAUAGAUGUUGUGUCUAAUAUUCAUACGCAAUUAAUAAAAUAACGAAUCUAGUAACCAUUAGGAUUUUAGCUAUUAAUAACGCUUGAGCGAUAUUCAUAGUUAAACCAGAUGUGGUUUUUGUAACCAUUCCACAUUGUAUGUCUUUAUACCUGUCCGUUUGUAUAUUGUGUAAGUAAAUAGCGAUUUUCGUCGAGUGGAUUGUAAUUGGACAGUUGAAAAAAAAUUAAACUGCAUACAGCGGUACAAGUAUUUUUACAGAUAUGGGACAAAUUACAUAAGCCCUUUUAAUUUGAAGUCGGUUUAUAAACUUCACUGUAAUGGCUGAUCUAUUUUAUAAUCAAUGACGUAGCCAACUAUCUUAAUUUUUCGUUCUAUCAGCAGCCUAGCUAGUAACCUCUCAACUAAACAUUUAAAAUAUUUAAAAUGUAACAUUACUGAUCUUUGGAAACGAUGUUGACAGUUUGGAAAAUUUCGACGCCUAGGUGGCUGAAAACUAUCCAAGUUAUUUCAUGUUUGAUGAAAUAGCUAAUCAUUCAGGCCGUUUAACAAACGGCCCUAUUUAGUAAGGCGGCUAGGCUGUUAAUGCAACGGCUAAUUAAGCUGGUUGGCUGCGACAUGAGCACAAUGUGACAAAAGUCGAUUAAUAUUAUUGGAAUGUGUAAAAAGUUUUUAUUUGGUCCUAAUCUCAGUCCGAGAAACAUAUCGCUAAGUAAGGACUCCUGUAUGUCAAAUUUAACACACGGCAUACUAGGACUAUUGUAUGUGUUAAAAUAUGCUUGUACAACUGUUUUUAAUAUGAGAGUCACGAUUGACCAAUUACAUUCCUGUAUGACUCCAUUUUUAGCUACUGAAAAUCAUUUGCAUGACAUUUUUAGUUUAGGAAAAAUAGCUCAAUAAUUCUACAGGCCUUAAGAAUCAUUUAAAUGGAUGAAAUUUCACUUAUUAUUUAAGAUAUGAUUAAGGAUUAAUUUCCCUCCGUCAUUAAGGUUAGUCUUAAAUUAUUUAUUACAAAUCAUUUUAUUCGGGACUGUAUGAUUAUGGGCAAUUAUAGGGGUCGUUGAACUUUGCUAAUCCAAGCCAAUAGGGCCAAGCACAAGAGAGCAUUUAGAAUUGUCUAGUGUUGGUACAAAGUGUUAUUUAAGGGUCUGAGUUUUGUAAGAUAAUUUUAUUAAUACAAAUUGAUUGUACAAUAGUUGCUUGCCAGAGCAAAGUCGCUUCUAUGAAGUGUUUCUUCGUUCGCCUGUCAUAGAUGUCAUAUAUGUCAUAUUGAAAUUCGUCAUCUGUGCUGUUGAAAUAGAAUGCGAAAGGGGAGUUAUCUAUAUUAGAACAGAUUCAAUAUUAUUUUCAAGUCUCGAGUUCUUAUUUUAAAUAAGCCAACAUUAUCUACUUACAGUAAUAUUGAAACGUAUGUCAUAGUUUUUUGAUUUACAUUUAAUUGCAGUUCUAUAUAUGUAAGUCCCCUGGUGAAUAUCGUGAACGAGUCUAUAAUUUGACAUGUUUGCUUAAAUCUUUCAAACGAUUGAUUUCAUUUCAUAGAAAAUGUAGGCUAAAGUGUAUUGUGUUAUUCAAUGUAAUGUGAAAUCUUUACCAUCUUCGCGUAAUAUAUUACGUUAUCUCUUGUAAAUUUUAUUUCUUUUCCGGUAGCGAGACGGGGCUUGUGUAACUUAAAUUUUUAUAUAAAAAUUUUCUACUUAACAAGUUUUAAGCCCUCUUUUCCGUUAGAUCUCUAAAUAUAUCGGGCCUAGUACGAGUUUAUAGUCAAUAUGCGUCUAGUAUUAAUUUACUAAUAUUUAAGGGUUAACAGUGAACGCUGAAGUGGUCGUAUUGUAAACUCGCACUAAGCCGGUAACGCCCAAUGUAUGGGUAUGUAACUUAGAGUUACAUAACAUUAUUAUAUCGAUGUCUAUGGUAUGUGAUAACCACAGAUUAUACAGUUGUUGCAACAGUAAUACUCGAUUAUUUAUAUUUUAUUUUACAUAUGAAAAUUAUUUAACAAAUGUAUUUCAUUUGUCGUUGCGACGGUAGUAUUAAUAAUAGUUUCUUAUGUCAUGUUGUAUGUAGUUUAAUAGUAAAUAAUCGUGCAUAAAGAAAUUAUAUUCACAGAAAAUUAAAGAAUUAUUUUUUAUUAUUUCUUUUUUUAUUUUCCUUGGUUUUUGUCGUUAUGUUUUUCUUUUGUUUUGCUGUUUUAACAGAUAACGAAGGAAUUUGGAUGUAAGACUUGACGUUUAGCUUUCCUGUUUAAGGUUUUAUUUUUAGCAAAAUAUAAAAGACUUUGUUAGAUUAGUGUUAAUGUAGAUGCAAUUUUAAUUGAUCCCCAUGCUAUAUUUGCAAUUUUGAGUAUUUGUUGGUCCAUGGCAAGAGUUUGUUUAUUGGAGUUUUUAAUAAAUUAUCCUAACCUCUCCGUCUUUAUAACGAUAGUCUGAAUCUCUAUCAUGUAGUUGUUGAAACAUGGGAUGGGUGGUGUGUUCAUCUUUUACAAGCCGAAAUACGGCUAUCCUUGUGUAUUGGUAUUUCUAUCGAUCAUUUAAUGUGCCCAUUACAUCAUCUCGUAUACAAUAGAUGGGCUACAUUUUAGCAUGUAAUUUGUAUUUGGAAACUCCUAUAAAUCGUUGUCUUACUGUGGAUCCACUCGAAACGUUAACAAUUGAGAUGAAUUUAAAUCAUGUGUUAGUCGAAUAUAAGUAAUAAAACUUUGUGUAUGAAUGCUCACGUUUUAUAUCUACCUAUUAGUAGUGUCGGUUAUUGAAUUUAUAGGUGUAAUAGACGCAUAAAGUAUUUAAUAUAAGGCAUUAGUGCGUGCACGGUUUUGGUGAUUAUACAUUUUGUACUAAGUACCUACCUACUAUUUUGGGACACAGUGAGCCGUAUGUUUGCAAUAACAACAGUAUUAUUCAGUAAUCCUCAUGUACCAACGUUGCUAAUACACUUAAACUACGUUUAAAUAAA
Pieris rapae (cabbage white) is the source of this 6553-nucleotide messenger RNA. It is a transcript of the gene p120ctn, whose product is annotated as catenin delta-2. Bases 383 to 2998 code for a protein of 871 amino acids. Gene Ontology annotation, molecular function: cadherin binding. Gene Ontology annotation, biological process: cell-cell adhesion; cell-cell junction assembly. Gene Ontology annotation, cellular component: adherens junction; cytoplasm; nucleus. NCBI's taxonomy places the organism in Eukaryota, Metazoa, Arthropoda, Insecta, Lepidoptera, Pieridae. The transcript has 20 exons. The record is from RefSeq and is a predicted model, not a curated record.